This is a messenger RNA of Megalobrama amblycephala (Wuchang bream), 2333 nucleotides long. RefSeq lists its product as uncharacterized. Gene Ontology annotation, molecular function: double-stranded DNA 3'-5' DNA exonuclease activity; DNA-(apurinic or apyrimidinic site) endonuclease activity; phosphoric diester hydrolase activity. Gene Ontology annotation, cellular component: nucleus. The transcript is spliced from 4 exons. The record is from RefSeq and is a predicted model, not a curated record. Gene Ontology annotation, biological process: base-excision repair. Lineage: Eukaryota; Metazoa; Chordata; Actinopteri; Cypriniformes; Xenocyprididae. The coding region runs from base 42 to 2012 and encodes 656 amino acids.
ACUAAGCUGAGGAUCUUUGGCCUGUGAGAGCAGAUCUGUCAAUGGCUUCACAGACCAUAAACUUCGUCACUUGGAAUGUUAAUGGACUGAAGCAACACAGAGAUCAGAAAUUUCAAGAACUACAAAAUGCUGAUGUUAUUUUCUUUCAAGAGACACACAUUAGAGUAGGAGAUGAAAAUAUUAUAGAAGACUAUAAAGAUAAGUGGUAUAUUUUCUACACAAAGUAUACCUCCUUCAGCAAGGGAUCAGCCAUACUAGUGAGGAAAACACUAGAUUUUGAAUACAUAAGUGAUGAAAAAGAUAACAGGGGAGCUUACGUUGUGUUGAAAUGUAAACUGGAAGGUCAGCCGUACACUCUUGUUAGUGUUUAUAAUCAUCACACAGACAAAAAAACCCUUGAAAAACUUUCAAGGUACCUUCAGUCCAUGACCACAGGGCUGCUGGUGAUUGGUGGAGAUUUCAACACGGUUCUCAAUAGAUUUAUUGACAAAAAAUGGAACAAUUUGACAAAAAACAGCACUCAUAGUAAAUUGUUGUUAUUUGUGGAGAAUUUCAUGAAAUCUCUUCAGCUGGUUGAUGUCUGGAGAAGAAAGAACCCCAUAAAACAGGAUUAUACGUUCUACAUAAAAGAUUGUCCUGUGUCCAGGCUGGAUUACUUCUUUGUUCCAGAAGAAUGUAUGUGGCGUGUCAGAAGUUGUGAAAUAAGAGACUCAAAGAUAAAUGAAAACAAAGAUCAUCGGCCUGUGUCUUUAGAGAUCAACGUCCCUGUGAUGCCUAUUCCGAAUGUUACCCAGAUACAAACAAUCUUCCAAUGGUGGAAUCUAAAAAAGGAUCUUUUGACAGAUGAGACGGAUUCAUCACUGGGUGAAGAAAGCUCAAAUGCGGUCAGUGAGGUUGACAUUGUGUCAGCUGUACAUUCUCUUCAAGUGUCAGACACACCGAGACCAGAUGGCAUUCCAGCAUCCUCCUAUAAAGACAAAAUUCAGGAUCUAAUUUUAUACAUAAAGAUGCUUUAUGGCAGAAUCCACAGAGGUGGAUUCAACUGCUCUGAGAAACACUUUAAUGAAACUGUGAAAAGUCCACAUGAUGAUAGUCAACACUUUUUUAAUGUUGACUACCUCAUCAUUGCAACUGUUCUGGCAAGACAUCUAGAUGAUGUCAUUGAGUCCCUUCCAAAAGGGCAGAUAGCAAAAGAGUCGGCUACUGUCAUGAUCACUCCCAAAACACAUUAUGCUUUAAUAAGUUUGAGUCAUAUCAAGGAUGAGCUAGAACAGCAAAAGCGGUCAAACCCGACUCUGAGACAAGAUCUUCUCAUUAUAGAAAAUCUCCUCAGUGAUGCAAAAGACUAUUUUUCAGUUGAGAAAUACAAACUGCUACAUCAGGGCUGCCCUUUGACCCCAGGACUCAUAACGUUGGCUCUAAAAAGCUACACCUCACAGUUAUUUGGACAUUUAGAAAACUCUGGGGUUUUUAUUUUCAAGCAAAGUGUGAUAGUUUGCUUUCAGCCUGAGGACCUAGAAAAGGUCAAAGCUACUGUGGAGGACAAUACUAAUGAAGUAUGUGAAAUAGAGAUAUUAUCCAGAGGAAAUGGUGAACUGCUACAAUUAAACUGCAUAGGAAAUGAUUGUAAGGAUGAGGACUGGGAAAAUAGUAAUGCAGACAUAUUUGGGAAUAGUGAUGAAGAAUCGGAAGAAAAUUGCUCUAAAGCAGAUGAAAGGGAUGAUGGGAGUAAGGUGUAUGAAGAGAUUGAAAAUCUAAAGUCUAAAAUCUAUACGGAAGAUGAAUCAAUGGAAGUCGACGUAAGAUCAGCCAUUUCUGGAGCACCAAAAGAAGAGAUGGAAGCAUUUCAUGGGAUGAAGAGGAAUACACCUCCACUUCUUCCUGUACCAUCACAAUCCUCCUCAUCCUCUUAUGGAUGUUCCAUCCAUCCCACAAUGACUAGACAAGGUACUAAAAGAAAGCGUGAAUCACCUGACUGGACAAUAAACUCACCGCUGACAAUGGGCAAGUAAAAUAUGAAUCUGUCCACCUCUUAUCUGUUACUUGUAACGAAUCACUUGGUUGCCUAUAUAUGGUCAGCAGAAUUUAGACGCACACACCAUAUUAAAAAGGUCAUACAAGUAUAACAUUCAUCCAUCAUUCAUCCAAACUGCUUGUCUUAUGUAUGGAAAAAUAAUGAGUGGAAUGAAUUCUCUGAUAGGUACUAAAAGAAAGCGUGAAUCGCCUGACUGGACAAUGAACUCACCGCUAACAAUGGGCAACUAAAAUCUGAAUCUGAGCACCUCUCAUCUGUUAUUUGUAACUAAUCACUUGGCCUAUAUAUGGUCAGCAGA